Molecule: messenger RNA, 3263 nt
Organism: Puntigrus tetrazona (Sumatra barb)
Lineage: Eukaryota; Metazoa; Chordata; Actinopteri; Cypriniformes; Cyprinidae
Gene: aadacl4
Product: arylacetamide deacetylase-like 4
Exons: 4
Coding region: 30-1301 (423 amino acids)
Cellular component (GO): membrane
Molecular function (GO): carboxylic ester hydrolase activity
Source: RefSeq, a predicted model, not a curated record
UCAUGUAUUGUGAACAUCUUUUGCUGUGAAUGCAAUACGCUGAACCAGCCAUGCACAAUGAAAUCACAAUACUGCUCAUUGUAUUUUCAGCUCUUUUUGCUGCUUUUUGUUUAUUGGUAGUCGCACCAGUGUACUUGGAGCUAAGAAAUGUAAAUAUUCCUCCUGGAGUUGCUAAUCCUUGGAAACUACACAUGAUUCAUUGUGUGUAUGUAGGGAUAAGCGUUGUGGGCCAAAUUCUCGGGCAAUUGGGGCUGUGCCAUCAGAUAAAUUUUAUACGAAGGUUCAGAUGCUGUAUCAUGGCUCGCAAAAGGCCAGUGCCCUCCGGGCUUCGUAUUAAGGACUUGAGCUUCAGUGGAGUUCCAGUAAGGGUGUAUGAGCCUACCGCUGCCUCAGAAGAGAAGAAAAGGGGCCUGGUGUACUUUCAUGGUGGCGGAUGGGUGUUUGGCUGCAUUGAUGAUUACGAUGAAGUGUGUCAGUAUAUUUCACUGGAGAGUGACACCACAGUUGUGUCUGUCGAUUACCGUCUGGCCCCUGAGCACAGGUAUCCUGCCCAUCUAGAUGACUGUGAGGUUGUGACUCGCCACUUCCUGUCAAUAGCGGCAACCGAUUUCGGGGUGGACCCACGCAGAGUGGCAGUUGGUGGGGACAGUGCAGGGGCGAACCUGGCAGCCGCUCUCUGCCAGAGGCUGUCGAAGACACAGGAUGGUCAUCUGCCAUCUCCCUGUGCCCAGGUUCUUAUCUACCCCGCACUACAGAUGGCAGAUUUCCACCUGCCCUCAUACCAGCAGAACCACUCUGUGCCCAUAUUGUUCAGAGGCCGAGUGGUGUUCUAUUUCCUGCAGUACCUCAACGGGAAUACGACUGUGAGCCAACAGAUUCUGGAAGGCAAGCAUGUUCCUGUCGAGCUAAAACUUCGCUAUAAGAAAUGGCUGGAUCCAGAAAAUAUUCCGCCUCAGUUUAGAAAGGAAGUAAGAACUCCGCAGGUUAUCACAAGCCAUGAUGCUGAUGUCUAUCAGAUCAUCAAGCAGGGCCUGGAUCCAGAGAUCUCCCCUUUACUAGCCGAGGAUGAUGUUCUUCGCCUCUCACCUCCCACCUUCAUCUUGACCUGUGAGUUUGAUGUGCUGAGGGAUGAUGGCAUUCUCUUCCUUAAGCGACUGGAGGAUGUAGGAGUGGAUGUCACAUGGGAACAUCUAUCUGAUGGCUUCCACGGAAUCAUUAGUUUCUUCAACCAGAGCUGGUUGACAUUUCAGUCUUCUCAAAAGGGUAUAGACAGCAUUGUACGAUAUGUAAAGACUCUCUGACCGAGAAGUCAAAUGAUUAAGCAGAAAGAUUCAGAAUGUGGUCUGUUAGAUUUUUUUUCUAAAUUGGGUGGUAGGAAAGAACACAAAUGCUUAAUAGAGAAAUGUAAAAACUGGCAGAAUACUAAAAAAGAGAAUAAACUUUCAAACACUACUAUGCGUGUAUGUAUAGUCAAACUUUAUUUUAAGGUUCAGUCCUCACUAUUAACAAGCCACUAACUAUGUUUUUUUUGCCUCAAUAAGAUCCUAAUUUGCUGCUUAUUAAUAGGUAGUUCUUAAGUGGCAUAAGUAUGUGAACUGCUAAGAAUUGCAGUUAAUUUGAAUGCAAAAUUAGAGUCCAUCUGUUCAGAGGUGUUUUCUGUCAACAUGAUGUCUGUCAGAUGUCAGCGUGUGAUUUGUUUUAUUUAAGAAUACUGAUAUAUUCCUAUUGUAUCAUGGCACGAACAGAGGAGCGAUCUCUGAGGUUUUCAGAAAAAGAGUUGUUGGUGCUAGUCAGGCUGGAAAAGUUUACAAAACUCCACAAAUCCACAAAUGGAAGAAAUUCAAGACCAUUGUUACCGUCCCCAGGAGUGGUCAGCCUAAAGGAUCACUCAAAAGCAGAACAUAUUAGUUUAAGUUGUUGCAGAGGAUCCCUGGGUAAAUUCUAACUAAAGACCUUUCACACAUAAGUCAUUUUUCUUCAAAAAGAACAUUGCUACUCGUUUGCUAAAGACACAAAUGAAAACUAUUGGGGAAAUGUUAAUUGUAUGUAUUAGGAAAUGUUGCAUUUUAAUGAGAAGUGGUAUGUUUGGAGAAAGUUAACACUGCUUUUCAGCAUGAGAAACUUGUCCCAUCUGUGAAAAAGGGUGAUGGUAGUAACAUUGGACAGUUUUACUGCAUCUGGGCUAGGGUGGCUUGCCAUCAUUGAUAGAACAAUGCCAGCAAAUAAAAAAAAUGUCAGGACAUCUGUCUGAGAACGAAUCUCAAGAGAGCGAGCUAUACAGAGUGAGCUAUACAACAACAACCCAAGUGCACAAGUUGUUUUACCAAAGUAUGGUUGCAGAAAGUUAAAGAAAUGUUUUGGAAUGGCCGAGUCAAAUACCCUAAUCAAAUUGAUAUGUUGUGGAAGGACCUGAAGCAAGCAAACCCACCAACAAGUUGAAGCUGUUCUUUACUGAACGGGCUAAAAUACCUCAAGACAGAAGCACUUAUCAAAGUUUACAAGAAACGUUUAUCUGCAGUUAUUGCUGCAAAAGGGGGUCACAAAAGGUAUAGCACGACUUGUCACCUGACCUGAAUACAGUGCAAUGAUUUGCUAAAAUGGACUUAUCAGCUUCUGUUCAAAAACAAUAAGGGUGUUUGUCAGCUUCUGCAGUAAAAAUGACAACCCUUGAUGCCUUGGACGUGGACACUUUUUUGACAAAACAUGUGUAGGACUCGUAUCAUGACUCAUAUCGCGUUAUGUGUGGAGAAUAAUUCACAGCAAUCUACUCAUCAAGUGGCAUUUAUCGUUUUUUUUUUUGUCUUUGCAAAUUACCUCAUACUGAAUCAUUUGUAAAUCUAUAGAAAAAAUGUGUUAUAGAUUACAGUAAGAUUCAUUCAUUCACAAUGCAUCACUUUUUUUCAGAUAUCCAAGUUUGUUAUUCACCUCAUAGCUGGUUGAUUUGGUUUCAUAGCUUAUAACUCUGAAAUACUUCAAAAGAAAAAAAUACCUAUGGGGGAAAGAAAGAAUAGAAAAUAAAAUACUUCUGGAAAGAGGUGGGCAAAUGUAGGCAAACACUGUAAGUUUUUUUUUUAAAUAAUCUUUGUCAUUCAGCAAUAUUCCGUCGCUAAAUUUAGCAAGAAGAAAGUCACAUUAAAUUAAUCAAACUAUUUGUGUUUGAUUGGUGUGUUAAAUGUUUUUAAUGUACAAACAAUGCUCAAUUUGUCCAUUGAUUUGUGAAUGGUAUUCCAGUGUGUGACACUUAAAAUUCCUCCCACAUCCCA